Molecule: messenger RNA, 4436 nt
Organism: Bombus huntii
Lineage: Eukaryota; Metazoa; Arthropoda; Insecta; Hymenoptera; Apidae
Exons: 3
Coding region: 405-2312 (635 amino acids)
Cellular component (GO): membrane
Molecular function (GO): ligand-gated monoatomic ion channel activity
Source: RefSeq, a predicted model, not a curated record
UCUUCGGAAGCGUAAUAUCACGUCGCUGAAAUUUCUAUGAAAUUCCUGCCCGAUCAUAAAAAUCCUUGCUCUGAUUUAUUAAAUUUUAACAUCAGCCUUCAGCCAUUCUCAUUUUCCAAUUUUCUUCUGCAAUUUUCUAACUGAACACCUGCCAUUUCUCACGAUUUCAGUGACAGUGAACGAACGUAUCACACGAAACGAAAAUCUACAACCUCGAAUAACCAAGAGAACACACAUUCAAAACAAUUUGCGUGAAUUUCAUAAUCGAAACUUCGAAUAACGACAAGGUCGUCUUCAGAUAAAAUCUCUUCCCAUAUAUAUCUCUACGCGCUCACAUCGUUUCUCAUUUUCAAGUUAUCCCUUUAGUCUUGCUUCUAUCAAGAAGAUGUAAAGAACAGUCCUCCAUGUAUAUCGGUCUAGUGCAUGUCACGUUGAUAGCAAGUGCUAUCUCAGCCGUGCAGGGCAAAUAUCGGUUCUUUCAGGCGAGAAAUUUCACUAACGUUGAAGCCAUCGUUUCCUGCACGAGCCUGACGGCGAAGCGUUUGUUCAAUCCCGAGAGACGAAUCGAUGUGCUGUACGUCGUGCCUGCCACCUAUCUCGAGGACGCAAUCUCGAAAGUCUGCGUGGAAAACGCGCCAACUCUGGUCGUCGAUCGUGCCGAGUUAGUUAAAAAUGAACGCAUACAAGGUUACAUCGUGAUCGAACACGGUAAAUUUAUUAAUUCGCGUAGAAUAUUUCUGUAUGGAAAGAAGAAUCUACGCACGUUACAAUAUCUGUUCGUUACGAGGAGCGUGAGGGAAGAGGUGCAUUUAUUCGCGAGAGAUUUGUUGAACGCCGGCUAUCGGGACGUGGCAUUUCUGAUGUUCGAUGACACGGCCACAGGUACGAUUAUUCGUGCAAGCGCAACGGGAGACGAGAUUACAUCGAGAUCCGUAGGAUCCUGCACGUCGGUCACGAACGAUGUGGAUCGGAUUCCGACGUUCGCCGCGGAUUCCCGUCGAUUUUGCCCGCUCGGUGGCUGCACCAUGAAAUACGCGAUCGUCACGGAUGCGACAGUGAGCUUCUGGCUCAAAGAAGACACGCUCAGACUGAAACGUGAGCAAACUGUGUUCGCUAGUCUGGACACGCACACUAGGGACAGUGUUUGGAGAGUUCAAUGGAAUGUGGAUUUUUACUCGGGCACGGGGGAGUGUGAGAGAUGUAGAAGUAACGAAACACUGCAAGCAGUAGGCGCUCUCCUCAUUGAAGACUUCGGGAAGUACUACAACCUGACCGUCGACUCCAGCACAGAAAUAAACAUACCUUGGCCCGAUGCCUUCGAAAAGCUCAUGAACCGUGACAUAGACAUGAUAGCAGGGCCGAAACCCGAAGAUCUACAAAUCUUAGACAACGUCGAAGUCAUCUGCUGGUAUAUGUUCCGUGAUAUGGUGCUUGCCAGUUUGGUUCGUAUUAGAACUAUCGAGAACGACAUUUUAAAGUUAGUAAUGCCGUUUCAUUAUUUCGUCUGGAUCAGCGUGUUCCUUGUAUUCAUUGUUUACACUCUUCUAUUGAUCGUACUGAAAAAAUUGUCGAGCAUGGGUUUGAUCAAAGAACAAGUGAAAUUUGCACAUAUUUGGGCGAUCUCGUUGUCUCAAAGCAUCACGUUGCCAAGAAACCUUGGUUUGCGCCUGGUGCUGCUUUUGUGGAUGAUUUUCUCCCUUUAUUUGAGCAUCACUUAUAACAGCACGUUUACCAGCUCGCUAGCUCAAGUCGACACCGAGGAUCUGCUGCAGAAUCUCGAGCAAGUACGUGACUCUGGUCAACCACUCAGCGGACCAGGCGUCGUACGCUCCUAUUUCAACAAUUCCGACGAUCAGUUCAUCAUAGAUUUGUAUAAAAGAUACGAAGUACUUGGACCCGAAGAAGCACUUGAUAGUAUAUUCAAGAAGAAUGGAUUCGCUGUGUUGCAACAUUUCACCGUUGACAGAAUGAACUGGGAUUACAGGAAUAACAGAAGUCUUCGGAUGUACACACUACCAAAACCAGUUUUCAGAUUCCCAGUUUUCUUCUUUGCAAGAAGAGGAUACAUGUAUCGAAGGCCUCUUCGACGACUCAUUACGAAGUACCGAGAAACAGGAAUGAUAAAGAAACUGAGUAAUCGAUUAAUGAUCGAGGAAGACCAGCAGAUCGUUUUUAAUCAAGAUUCGGAUGAAAUUUUGACUAUGAAGCAUCUCCGUCCGAUUUUUGAGAUAUUCUUCGUGUGUCAGGGUAUUGGUUGUUUAAUAUUCCUCAUCGAAUUGUUAGUGACUUGUAUUCUGAGAGAUUCGUUAUAGUAUUCAUUGCUCGAUUUUUAAUUUUAUUAGUUGAAUCUUUGAUUAAUUAUAUUGAUGAAAGAUCGGUCAUUUGAUAUCAGUAUAGUUAAGAUAAUUAUUUCUAUUAUUAGACUCGAUGUUAAGUACGAAUAAUUGGCACAGAAAUGAGUGUGAUAAACUACUUUAUGAUAUAUAUAGAAGCGAGACAAGUCCGAAGCAGGAAGUACAAAUAUGUCUGUUUGCGUAAGAAAACGACAAAUCCUUGUUUUACUUCUUUGAGAGUGUUUGGUUUCCUGUUAUUGCACCCGCUCUUUUCAUUAAGUAUGACGUAAAACGUGACGCUAUAUAUUUUGAAGGAUUUUGCGAGAUAUUCCACCGGUUUGCAUAUAUCAAAUUGUCCUUGAAACGAGUUUUUGAAGGUUCACAGGAUGUUGCGUCACAUUUCUUCGUUCCCGCGGAACAAUAAUUCUUCGAUAUUACAUAAUCUGCAAGAUGCAUUAUCAUAAAAUGCAUUUCAUUGAGUUUAGCAUUUGUACUUGGUUGUGAAGCAAGGUUGCGGGACAAAUUUAUCGAACGAAAGGGAAAACAUCGUGCAUGUUGUCGACGAACACCAUUCACCAAUAAAUCUGAUUUUUCAAAUUGCUCCGUGCACCGUUGCACGACGAAUCGUCCAACAUCGUUGUUUAGGAGUAUUCUUUCUAACUCGCUCGUACAGAGCUGAUUCGUUUUGUUUCUUUGCCAAGACGGUCCAUUUAUUUUGCAACACGUGCACGCGAAACUCAACGUAACGGAACCUAUAUUUUCCUCUACAAAAAUACCUUGAUUCGUGAAAUUUUCUACCAUGUUGCAUUGUAUUUUUCAUUGAUUUAUUAUUGGCAAUCUGCUUAUUGGCAAUCGAAAUGAAUACUAAAUUGAUUAAUAAAAAGCAGAUAGUAUAGAACUUAAACAUUGUGGGAGUAAGUUGAGAUUUUUUAGAGACAGUGGUAAAGUAAAUAUAACUAGAAACAUAUCUUAUUUUUAAGAAAAGCAAGGUCAAUCUUUUCUUUGUAUGUUGUUAUAUUUUAUUUUUUACCAAUUGAUUGGUAAUUAAUCUAUUUGACCAUCAGAAGUUUUUAGAAUUCUUUAAAGACUGUUUAGAGUUGAAAUGAUAAAAUCUUUUUAUUCUUAGGAAAAGUAAGGUGAAUAUUUCACUCCGAUUUACUGUUAAUGUUAAUUCUUUGCAAAAUACAAAGCCUUUCCUUAAGAUUCUUUUCUUUUCCUUUCAUCUUUCUUUUCUUCAGGCUCAAAUCAGCUCGAUAUUUCUCUUUAUUUAGAGAUAAUACUCCUUUGAAAUCACGAUGCAUCGCCGUAAAAAUGGCCCGAGAUAGUGAAAUUCUUUAUUUCAUUGGAAUAUAUGAAGUAAGUUAAUAUGUCUACAUCUUUUUGAAAGUAAGAUUUUCACUAAUAAUAAACAUUCUUUUUGAUAUAUUAAUGUAUCUUUACAAGAGAUAUAAUUUAAAGUACAAAAGUUAUAAGAAAGGUAUGAUAUUUAUAAUAUAAAUUCCAAUUUGCCACCCUACAUGUAUAUGUUCUUAUAGCCUAGAAUAAAAUUAUAAAAGAUAGUAAAAUAGUAACAAUGCUGUAGAUUGUGCAGUGUUGAUGUUAUGAUCAACCGAUAUUUGAUAAAGAGAUAGAAUCUUUAAUUUAAGGAAAGUAGCUGAAGAUAAAUUCUGAUACAGAAAUGUACAUAUCAUAAUCUUAAAAGUCCCUAGAUGCGGAUCUUAUUAUGUACUUAUCUAGUUUUAAAAAAGUGUACUUAUACCGCAAUUUUAUUAAGUUUCUCAUUUAUAAUAAACUACAGAAAAAUUGUGAUAACACACUAAUUUUAGUUUCGCGCGCUGAUAUUCGGUUCUCUUGCAACUACUGAAAUACUUUGAAACUAUCGAGAACCUUCUAAAAUUUUAAAUUCUCCUAAUUAUUCAAAACCAGUGGGAUUAUCCUUUGAUCUUUCAAAUGCAUUAAUAUUUUUCGACAUUCUCUUUUGAAACCUUUAAACUCUUUUCAGCCCUCCGAAUUCUUUGAAAUUUUAAAUAUUCUUUAAUUAUUUGUAGCCUUCAGUGCUUUUCAAUAUCCUCAAUCCUUUCGAAGUCCUCGAAUAUCAUCGAA